CGCUAUUCAUGUCUGGGUAGCAACGGUGAAGUUGACUAACGGCGUGUGUGUCAACAAACUGAAUUAAGUGCGCCAUUGUUCCGCGGCUAUAAAAGCAAACACUUUCUUCUGUGAUUUUAGCGGUAUACUAAUUGCAGAGUUAUUCAUUAUGGCUGGAAAGGGUAUUCGAGUGGAACCCCCGUUCCUAGAAUUCAACGAUAUGAAAGUUGGGGAAGUUUACAAGAAGGCAGUCUCGAUAACAAAUAUUGGGAAAGUAUCCAGGAAGCUAUCAGUUGAAAAGCCAGCGCAGAAGAUCUUUAAAUUAAUCCGAUUGGCUCAAGCUUGGUUUUUGCCACCGGGUUUUUGUAUUAGAGGCACGCUGGAGUUCACUCCAGUUUCUGAGGAAAAGGUCAAAGACUCCAUUCAGAUAUUUAUAGACGAAGAGGAGCUCCUCGAAGUUCCAAUAACAGGACUUCCCGGGUUUGCCUCUUUAAGCAUGGUCUCAUUGGUAGACUUUGGAUCCCUUGUGGCCGGCGGUCAAGCGGUCAGAAAACAUCAUCCAAUUACCAACAAGGGAUCAGCGCCUGGUCGAUUCGAAGUGAGAUAUAAGAAGAGUGAAUUGUACUCCCUCCAUAUCUUCCCGUCACACGGAACCGCAGAAGGUGGCACCACCGUGUGGCUGAUAGUAGAACUGCGUGCAUUCAGGCCUGGACGUAUUGCUGAAGAAGCUCAGCAUUUGGGUCUCUACUCAUACUGGAUAAUGACAUCUGUGAUGUUGGCUUAUUUCUUCCUGAGGGUGAAGCUGCACGAUACCCCAGCUGUUCUUAGUAUCAAGGCUGAAGUGGUGGUGCAGCAUCUUGAGAUUUCUGACAUGCAGGGCUCCCCCCUUUCCUGUCUGAGGUUUGGACCUGUCUACUUUGGGGCCUCCAGCGAGCAGAAAGUGGUACUAAGAAAUAACGGUCCCAUUCCUUGUGACUGGGUCAGCCUGCUGCUGGAUAAAGCUGUUGGAAUUGAGGGAGGAACAGACCUUCAGAAGAGCACAGGCACCGCCCUGCUGGAGAGGAUGAAGAACUACAGCUCAACCACACAUUCCGCUUUGCAGGUCUUGGAGUGUGUCCCUGCACAUGGUCCACUGGAUCCAUAUCGCACAACCACAGUGGUAGUACGAUUCAGUCCCAAAUCCAGGAGGAGGUGGCGUAGUACUUCACCUAGUCGACAGGACUACUGUCUGUUUCUCCUGUUUGAUAUUGUGAGCUGCAAACAUGGCUUCACUCAACCUGCAGUUGACAGCAGCGUGGAGGUGGCAGUAACCGGUUCCGGAAUCCCCGUGGCUCUGGUGCCCUCUCCCUCUGACACGUUUGAUUUCUCCCACUGUGCAAUGGGCCAACAUUCAGAUCUUCUGUGCAUGCUCCAGAACCUCUGCCCUCAACUUCCAGUCAGAUUCCGCUUUCGCAAGUUGGCACACUUUGCUGCCCAUCCACCAACGGGAACCAUUGCCCCAGGGCAGUCCCAGGAUGUAGUUUUGACUUUUAAUGCACGGCAGCAGGGAACCUUCCAUGUGCGUCAGAAGGUAGACGUCCUAGGUUGGGUUGAGUCUCAGAAAAAUGGCUGCCCCAAUGAAAUUGGCUGCUUCCACACAAUAUUGCUCCAUCUAUCUGCAAUAUGUGACAGUGUGAGGAUACCCCCACAACCAAAACUACAUUCUGCUCUAAAGUGUCCCGCCGGGUUACGGCCUCGCAUCCGGUUGAGAGAGCUGGAUCACUGCAGCGCGUUGGGCCGCAUUGCCACCGCAAAGCUACACAAGCAUCGCAGGGAGAUGAGCCCAAUCACAGAUAUAGACGAGUUCCUGGCUUUCCCCAACGAUCGGGCCUCGAGCAUCAGACCAGCAUCACCACACACACAAUAUAGGACCAUUUUUACUGGAGUGCAUCGGUACCGCUACGUGGACCCCUCCUAUGCUUUCACUAAGGAUGAGGACGAGCUGAGACGGCGCAACCAGCAGACUUACAUAAACUUUAUCAAACAAAGAUGGCAUGAGAAGACCGGGCAGCCGCAGACUGGGAAUGACAACGUUCUUGAGAUUGAUACACAUAAUGGACUCGUUCCUCCUGAGUUCAACAACAGAGACCCGAACGGCACCAAGAACUCAGACUGGAACCCUAGUUGCACUUCAAAGCACUUGAGUGAAAUUCCAAACAGCGGCGACAGUCAGAUUUUCGACGCAGUGAAUAUAGUUCCAUCUACCAGCCAGCAGGUGGCAGACUGUCUGAGGACUCUGACUCCUUUGGAGCUCUACCAAGUCGACAUAACUCCAUCGUCGGUGAACUUUGGCGUAGUGGCUGUGAAUUCAGUGUGCGCUAUGAAUGUGCAUCUCAUCAAUCGCCUGCCGGUGCACGUCUGGGUUGAGUUCGAGGUGGACUGCGUUGAGCUGCAGGGCUUCUCAAUGCUGUCCCAAGUCUUGCCUCCCUUCUUCCACACCAUCUUGCCCAUGACGUUUCAGGGCAUGCUGCUUGGCCGCUUCAGAAGGUCCUUGAACUACACUAUCAACCAGCAGCACCCUGGUCAGAUCCUAGUCCAAGCCGAGGUGAUCCCCUUGGCUCUGGAGCUGUCCAGCAACCGGCUGGUGCUCACCCCCAACCCAGACUUGCUCGCAGGAUCAGAGUACAGAGGAAUAGUGACCCUUCAAAACCUGUCCAACUGUGUAGCAGAAUUCUCCUGGAAGCCAGUGAUCCCAGAGAGCGGCCUGCUGUUAUACUCUAUUCGACCUUGUACAGGCGUGGUGGAGCCACACAUGGAACUGGACUGCGAGAUAAAUUGGUAUCCCGGUUUUAAUUCCCCUACCGAGGGAGACUUUGACCUUUUUGUCCAAGAGGGAGCCCCCCAGCGCCUGCACUGUGUUGCCAAGGUUGGAUCCACUACUGUCGAGCUGGCAGAAAAGAGAAUCCUUUUCACCUCCGUACCUCUCAACACAACUUCUGUCCGAUCCGCUGUCCUGCACAACUCUGGACAGAACCACGCGUAUUUUGAGGUUGUAGACAUUUGCCCUCUGCCUGGCAUGGUAGUGAGUCCAUCUGUAGGUGUUGUACCAAGCAGAGGUCAGGCCAUGAUUCGCAUUCAAUUCAACCCAGACUGUGUCUUUAAAUUUGAUACCAAGAUUGAGAUAGCGAUGAAGAACAUGAAGUCCAUCAAGCUAAGAGUUGGCGGAUCAGUAGAGCCUCCGAAUGUAACUUUCAGCCAGUUUCAUUUCCAGUUCUGUGGAGUGCACAUUGGAUCUGAACAGAGGAUUCCUUUCUCCAUAACGAACCACUCUGCGGCUCUUUCCCAAGUCACUUUUGAUCUGUCAAAAUACAAAGACUUCUCAGUCAAAGCCCGCCUGCCCUCCACAAAAAAGGAGCUGGGAGUGACUGUGGUGGAGGUUGGUAGUGGUCAGACAGAGGAGUGUUUCCUUGUCUUUUCUCCCACCCAGGUGACCGACUACAACUUCGUACUGCCAAUAAUGGUCAACAGAGUUAAAUGGCCCACUUCGUUGCCCUCUUUUUUCACCUCGUCUUCUUCUACUACUCUACUACUGACACCUGACAGCAGGAAGUCUAUGACGACGUCUACGACUUCAUCCACAGACGAACAGUCAUUGACGGUAGACGCCACAGCUCUGAUUGCCCCAGUGGAAAUGUCCUCCACUCGCCUGCAGUUUGUUGUUGUGUCACAUUCUCCUACAUUCCCUCAGAUCGUCGAGCUGAGAGCUAAGGGUGAAGAGAGCGUCUGCUGGAAAGCUGUCUCAGGAGAAGGCGUCCGUUGGCGGUUUGACCUCGGCGCCGCGGAAGAGCUGUGCUCGGUGGCUCCAGCCUUCGGCCUUCUCAGGCCUGGCCAGUCCGUGUGCUUGGCAGUUACCGUCAACCCCGAGGCCACAAGAAACGGAGAAAAAAUAACCAAAGUGUCCAUUCCAAUGUAUUUGGGAGGGGAGGGAGAGGAAGGAAGACAAAGAAACGAAGAACUGCAGCCCUAUAGAAAGCUGUCCGUCAUCAUUCUCCUCAGUCGUCCAAGUAUCGUCUUCUACCCUCGUCAGAUCCUCUUCACCCCUGUGCCACUGUCAAAGAGCACAGAGACCAUGCUAACCUUGAAUAUUACUGGCUAUCCAGGUGGAACAACCAUGUCGGCGGAAUGCGAAGAGGUGGAAACGAAGAAUGGAACUAAGAUCCAGCCUAUUUCUGUCAACUUUCCUCAUGGAAACCGUAUCUGUACCCAGAACAUCAGCGAGGGAACCAAAGUUGUCUCUCUACUGUGUAAAGUGUCGUUCUGCUCCGCUGUGCCGGUGUCGUUGUGCACAACCAUCACCUUCAGUGACCAUAUGAAAAACAAAUUCAAGAUUAAGGUGUGUGCAGUCGCUGAGAACUGUCUGCUAACGAUCUGGCCCUACUUGGCGAUACACAGCACCGAUCAACAUGUAGUUCUGCAAACAGGAGACACAUCUGUGGAGGCUGUUCUUCUGAACUUUCACACACCAAGUCCCGCAUCUGGCCCGAUCACAUCGUCAUCCUCGUCGUCAUCGUUUGACCACAAGAGCUCAGGAUACUGCACCUCAGAUUCCUUGACAUAUUGUUACAGUAUGGAUGAACAAAGCAGCAAAGAUGAGGACACCUCUUCCAAAAGUGACACCCCAGGCAGUCUUUCUAUCCCAAGAUUCCCUGUUUCCAAGUCAGAAGAAACAAAAUUUUACCAGAAAGUAUUACUGACUGUAGAGAAGUGGUUUAGCCUCUAUGGAUGGCCCAGUGGGACAAACCCCCUGUGUAUACCUCACAGUCUCAGAAGGGUUGUGUUCGCAGUUCAAACAAGCGACUCCAAUGGGCGAGCGUUUAGUGUCACCCAAAAUAAAGAUACAAGGUCUGUAGUGGAUAUGCUUGAGCAUUUGACCGGCAGAAUGAUACCUGGUAUCCCUAUGUGCCAAACGUUUUCAAAAGAUAUACGGCAGCGCACUAUUCAGAUGCUACAACAGAAUGAAGCUAUUCUGGAAUUUCUCAGGGUGCAGGGAGCCUGUCUUUAUCACAUCAAGCCUGAGUACCUGCUGGAUAUCGCAGAGUUUAAGCACUGGUGCUCCUUGCAGGAAAAAGACUCAGAGAAAUACUUGGAUUGUAACUUUUUUGACUUUUGGUCUCUGAGCAAACGCUCAUGGAUUGAUGUACUCCUGCAGAUCUACAAGGUUCUGGUGUUGAGUCAUAUGCCAGAGGACACCCGAUAUGAACCUUUGUACCCCAGGGACACAGAGGACGCCCUUCUUGAUGGCUCCCAUGCUCUGACCAGUACCAUCUACUCACUACGGGAGCUUCACUUGCUGUCAUGGCUUAACAUGAACUACCAGAAGAUGAGGAAGGUCGUGUGGGAAGCAGGUGGAAUCCCAACAUCGCGCUGGAUCGUUAAUUUUGAUUUGGACUUCGCAGAUGGUCUGGUUCUUGGUGCGCUGAUUGCUGCUCACUGCCCUUAUCUGAUAAGAAGCCACUUCCAGAGGAUGUACACCACACCUUGCAACGCACCGCAGAUCUUCCACAAUAGCAUUAUUGUGACUCAAGCUUUAAUUUUACUUGGUCUCAGCUUAAACAUGAAGUCCACAGAUCUGUGUGAGAUUAACCCAGUGCAGACGUUAUUUCUGUGUGUUCACCUGUAUGAGACUCUUCCUCACUACAUGCCAUCAGAGACCCUCACUCUGUCAGGAGGUCUGCACAGCACAUUCAGCAAGCAGGUGUGCCUGAAAAACCCUUCCUCCAAACCGCUCAGAUAUAAGGUCCUCCUUUUAGGAGAAGAUGCCCAUCUGUUCUCCGUCCCUGGUAGCUCUGAGGUCACCGUUCCCGCAGGGUCAGAGGCUGAGCUGACCGUCCAGUUCAGGUGCUACUUCCUGCGCCCCGUGGAGGCGGUUCUUCUGCUCAUCACUAGCUCUGCUUUCGGCCUCCGCUGCGGCACGCUUGCUUUCAACCUCAAGACGUGUGUCACUCAAAUCACACCGACAAAUUCAGUCCAGUUGACUUGCCCAUGUUACCAACUCAAAGUGAUAAACGUGCCGCUGACCAACAAUUACAACAAAAAAGAUUAUUUCAGGGUGGUCCUAGUGGAGUCUUCCUACAACCCACUUGGGCCUGAAAAGAAAAAGGACAGGCUUUCUCAUCAAAAGUCACUUAGUGACAGUGAGAAGAAGCAUGCGACUUCCGAUGGUGGAGAUCAGUUUGAAGUAGGAGAAGCCAAUGAGUUCCUGAGUACAGAGAGGACUGUUUGUCUGAAGCCAGGCCAGCCAGGCAAUCUGAGGAUCCUCUACAUGCCCUUCUUUAUAGGAACCAAAUACUGCUCUGUGCUGCUGCUCUCCCCUCAGUUGGGAGAUAUGGUGUACGUGGUGAAGGCUACAUCAGAACUCCCGCUUCCUUCCCUCCUUCCCGCGAGGCCGACUUUAAUUCCAGUGAAGUCUGACACAGGUGGGUCUUUCCUAAGCUUUCAAUGUACGGUUGGAGAAGUUUAUGAGGAGGUGCUGCAGGUGCCUCUGGUUAACAAGCCUUUGGAGGACGCCCUAGCUGUCUGGGCUCAGCAAUGCUUUAGCGCUAAAGAACGCGGGAGACGGAUUCUGACGUGCUCUAUGCACAGCAGUACAGUGAGAGCAUCCACAGCCUCGCAGAAGCUCCUCAAGUGUUCGCUCAUAGAAAGUAUUUUCUACAAUGAAGCGUUACAGUACAAAGUGGAAGUUUCUUUGCCGCAUUGCUUUGAUCUUCCCGAGACUGUUACCAUACCUGUAAAAGAAGGCAUAAAUGUUCCAAGGGACGCUUUAACAGAGUGUGGCUGUGUGGACGUCCCACUGCGUUUCCAGGCACACGCAGUGGGGGAGUUCACCUGCAACGUGGUGCUAACAUCCUGUUUCGAUACCAGAGUGUACCAGCUCAAGGCAUCCGUCACUCAGCGGGAAAAUGCAACUCACUUGGACUUCAGUUCGCCAGCUCUGCAGACAGUCACACAGCACAUACCUUUGCUCAAUGAGACUCUCCAGAACUGGAGUGUGCAAGCUGAAGUGUGCGGCGAAGGAUUCUUAGGCCCAGAGGUCAUAGAUGUGCCCGCAGGAACAAAACAGACCUACCCCCUCACCGUUCUUCCUACCUCCCAAUGCAUUGCUACGGGCAGGCUGUGCUUACACAAUGACUUUGACGGCACGGAACAUGUGUUUACUCUCAGAAGAGUGGGAGAGCCCCCCCUGCCGCUGGAUCACAUCGUGUUAUCCUGCCCAGUGGGGAAGACCACAUACGCUAAGCUGGACAUCCCCAACUACACCCAGAAAACCCUCACUCUCAGGGCAGUGACAGACCUGGAGAUUCUGAGUGGUAGCCCUUCCCUAGAGAUUAGCCCUGGACAACGCUCGCCAUACACCCUGGCUGUGUUCCCUUGGAAACGAGGAGAAUACACAGGCUCAGUAUCAUUUAUUGAACAUGGUGACAUGGAUGAGAGAGAGAACAACAAAGGAAAUUCAAUUGGAAACUACAUAGUUAUUUUUUCACUUGUGGUAAAUUGUAAUCCAGAAGCACCAAUCAAGGUCAUAGAUGUACAGUGUGUUGCUAAGAGCUCAGUUGCCAUAGAGAUACCUGUCAGUAACCCAGGAGAAGAACUGCUGACACUGGAUGUGUGCCUGGAAGGAGGCGAUCUGACGGGGGACAACCAGAUUUCACUUCCCCCACGGGGGACUCUGAGCUACAGAGUUACCUACUCUCCCGUCAGCGUAGGGAAGGACACAGGCAGUGUGGUCUUCCAGUCAGAGCUAAUAGGGGAGUUCUGGUACCAACUGGAGCUCUAUGCUCUUCCUCCAUCAGUCGUCACGCUCCCACAAGCUCACUGUCAUCUGGGCAAAUGGGUCAGAAUAAAUAUUCCUCUGGUCAACCCAACAGCUGAAACGCUGAAGCUGAUUGUAGCUAACUCCAAUCCCAGACACUACUCACUGGAGAUGGAUUCAGCAGAAACUAUCAUGCUGGCACCAAAGUCAUGCACCCAUGUUGGCGUUCGCUUUAGUCCUUCAUCCAUUGGAGAGGAGAACCACCAUGGAAAGAUCUCCUUUACAUGUUCUCAGUUGCAGGAUUGCUGUGUUUUGUUGAGUGGGUGUGGCCUCAGGCCAGAGGUCGAGGAACCUUUGUGUAUGUCCUGCUUGAUUGGUUCCAGCACCUCCAUUUCUGUUCCAAUUUUAAACCCUACCGAUCACCAAGCCACACUCAACAUAACUAUUACAGCCGAAGACCCAAACCAUGCGUCCAACUGCGAACCAAUCAAUGACGAGAAGGCCUUCUCUUGCUCUCUGGAUCAUGCUGAAGUUUUGCAGAUCAGCGAAAGAGCAACUGUUGGUGUGCCAGUUGUGUUUACGCCUAAGACCAUGGAGUUGCAGAAGGCCUGGCUUUGCAUCACCAUGAAGCCCAUCAGCGGUCAGGACUCCACAGGGUCAAGAGGAGAGCUCUUGGACAUAUCUUGGAUUUACCCCCUGCGCGGCAUCUCGGUGGGGGCUCCGUUCGAGAGCUCCCCUCACGCUGUCCUCCAGUGUGAAGUGGGGGGCCAGCUUGAAAGUACAGUGGAUGUGCAGCUCACCGGGUAUGUGCCAGGGAACCAGGAGCUGAGGGGGCAGCAGGGUCUGAUGGAGGACUUUCUGUGCACGGUGGGUUCGGACUCUGAAACGGCGCGCUCGACGCUCGGCAACUGUCUCUCCAUUUCCAUCAAGGCGGCAAGGAGAGAUCCUGAGAGUGGCGUCAUCAUGCUCACCCUCUGUCUGAUCUACACUCCACGCAGGAGAUGCAGGUUCUCAAGUGUCCUCGCAGUUCAGUCUUCGACCGGCAAGGUCUGGGAGUUUCCCUUCAUUCUCAUUGCUACGAAGCCUCAGGUGGAUGACGUCAUUCGUGUAGAAACGACAGAGAUAGGCAGGACUUCCGCCGUGGGUUUCCGCCUGACCAGCACCACCAGGAGGUCGACGGCGUUCAAAGCAACAUUCCUGCCGGGCAGCAGCACCGAGUUCACCGUGGCUCCGGCCUCUGGGAUGCUGCCUCCUGCUGGCACCGCCGGAGCGCUCAUCUCUGUGUUCUUCACCCCCACUGAAAGCUGCAAGAGUCACAGAGCCAGGCUGGCCGUCCAGGCAGCAGACAUGCAGUGGAUUUAUGACGUGAGGGGGAAAACCUCGCACGACCCCCAGCUCCUCCGUACAUCAUCCACCAAGGACAGCCUCCUGGCUCCUCAUCCCCCGAAAGGACGCCAGCGUAACUUUGUGGUCCAGAACCUUCGCAUUCCCUUUCUGGCUAACUCAUCCCUUGUCAGAGUCAAAAAAUAAUUAUAAAAAUGAUAAGGACAAUAAGAAUAAAAAGCCCAGCCUUCCUUUAUUUUAAAUACAGAUGUUGUUUGAAUAUUUUUCAGAAACUGGCUGAAUGUUACGGUAUGUAUUUUCACACAUGCACAUCCGUCACAUCGUCUCUUAAAGCACAAAGAAAGUUUUCUCAUCUUCUCCCGGCUCAUUAACUGCAUGAUGGUUCCCAUCAGCAGCUCUAAUUAGCUAUUUCUCUCCUGAUGCCAAAAUGUAUUUAGUCUACCUUGUGGGAAGGAAAUUGAAGCUCAAUCUGCCCAAAGUAAUGCUGCCUUCAGCGUUUCUGUCAACUAGUGCAAGGAAAAGAGCUCCAUCAUUAUAAAUCGCGGGAUAGGAAUGGCACGUUUUUGUCAUUCUUAAAAUGUGUUCUUUUUAUUUUCUUGCUGUAACGACACGUUCACACUGCAGAGUCCGUGAACUUUCCCACAUCCGGCACUUCUAUGAAUGUGGCUGCUGAAUUACUUUUUCUAUCCAGAUUCGUGUACGGACUUAAAUGAAAUGAAAUUAUUAUUAUUAUUUUUAUUUUUUUUUACAUUUCCUGUCCAGCAAUGUGGCACACAUUAAAUUGUUUUUGUGAAAUAAAAAUUUGAGAAAGAUGUUAAGCUUUACUAGAAGUUGCUUUGGGUUUAAUGUAGGAGUGCGGGCAGAGCGGAUGGUUUAAAGGGAAACAUAUUACCCUAAACAUAUUAAUAUGUUUAGGGUAGAUAAAAACAACAUAAAAUUUAUUUUGUUUUAUUUUUUUACACUUUUUUAAAUAAAGGGUAGUUUUGUGGAGUGUAAAACUUAUUAUCUUGUCUACAGAUAUCAUAUAAAAUACUAGGAAAACACAUUGAAAUUAGUGCCUCGACGUAACAAAAAGUGAAAAUGUCCAAGGAGUGAGAAUAGUUUAGACACUUUUAUCAAAUUAGGUGUAGUUUACAAAUAACAUUAUGCUUUCCGAGAAGAAGGAAUUGGGCUAGGUACGACAUAUGAUGGUUCCUCUACACCACAGGCAUUAAUGUUGUCUUUCAAAACAAAAAUGCCCAGCAGUUUUACUCAAAGCAAGCCUGAUGUCUCCUACAAAAAAAAUAAAAAAAAUCAUCUGCCAUGUUGAAAAUGCCAUUUUCAGUAGGCGACAAUAAAAUUUAGCUUUCAAAUAAUAAUUAUUUAAAAAAAAUCAAGUUAAAAAAGAAAAAAAAAAAAUCCAGUUAGCUCCACAAACACACGUAAGGGUCCCUCUCUUUGUGUGUCUGCAUACUGAGCUGUCCUGUGAUUCACCUCGUGCCUUUGAAAUUAUUCACAAGGCAGUUACGCUCAGCUAUGCCUCCAUUAAGCACCAUCUGCAGUCGGCCGGGUUAAGAAUGAAGGGAAGGUAGAGAGGUGCACGACAGCCGAUGGAGAGACGGGGAAAGAGAGUUGAGUAACAGGUGACGGCGAGGGAGAAUAGAUGAGGGCAGCAGAUACAGUGAGCACUAAAAGCAGUGGAUCGAAUGGAUGUUGAAAGCAGGACUCGCUGUGCAUGUAUUUUGCAUACCAUCUGUGUGAGGAAUCGUGUGUGUGUGUGUGUGUGUGUGUGUAGCUACAGGAACCAGAGCUUCUGCUUGUAUCGGUGCAUCACUGCAGGUUUCAAAGGCCUUGUUGAUUUUCAUCCCCAGAUGACCUGCUGAAACAGGCUCCCCCCGUUCGCCGCCCUCUGCUGCUGCGUUGCCCCAGCAACAGACGAGUCAAGCCGGUUGUAAUUGGGGUCUGCCGUGUUCCCGGCUGCAACAAGAGGUCAUGUUGGAAGUCCAGUUCAUAAUCAUGACAAGAUGCCGAGCAGGGACUCCUCAAUAUAUGGACACCAUCAGCCCUGGACUGAUAGAAUAGACGUCCCAAAGGGACAAUCCAGCCCCGAUUACAAGCUGAAUCCCUGGAGAACGUGGCACCGGCGGGAAUAGCAUCUCAGUCAUCCACUGCUCACCCUGGUGUUGCUUCAAGGGCAGUCGAUGGAAACAGAGACCCAGAGUACAGUCAUGAAUCCUGCACUCAUACAUUGGGGGAACCAAACCCGUGGUGGAGUCUGUUGUUGCCAGUUGUGUACCGGGUCACGACCGUUAGCAUCACCAAC
Molecule: messenger RNA, 11414 nt
Organism: Gambusia affinis (western mosquitofish)
Lineage: Eukaryota; Metazoa; Chordata; Actinopteri; Cyprinodontiformes; Poeciliidae
Product: cilia- and flagella-associated protein 47-like
Exons: 68
Coding region: 149-9298 (3049 amino acids)
Molecular function (GO): protein binding
Source: RefSeq, a predicted model, not a curated record